GAGGCAGCGCCCGGCAGAGCCGCAUCCCGCGCCGCCGCCCGCGGAGCAGCCGGGGCGGCCAGCGACGGCCCCGACGCGGGGACAGCAGCGAAGUUGGCGCGGGCGGCCGGGACCCCGCGGCUCGGAUGCGCCCCCGGGGGACGGAGAGAGCGGGCGGCUGCAUCACCCUCGCCGGAUUUGUGGAUUGACUCCUGACCCACCGCCUCGCCUGGAUUCGUGGGCGCUUCUCGUUGGAUUUUGGCUUGUUUUAUCGUUAUUUUUUUCAGUUCUUUUUUGCCUUUUCUCGGCUGUCCUCGGGAGCUCGGCGGGGGCCGGGAGCGCAGCGGAGGUGAGCGCCGGCACCGCAGCAUCCCCGCAUCGUCCGAACCCUGCGGAGCGUGGGACCCGCGCCCUCCCGCCCAUGCCACUGCCCCAUGGGUGCCUCAAUGGCAGGAUCAUGAAGUGUUUGACUUUUUUUCUUCUGCUUCCAGAGACCUUAAAGAAGCCCAAAAAGACCUCGAGGCCAACCGGCAAGGUGCCGGGAUGCUCUGAGCCCCUGUCCCUUAAGGAGAAGAUGGCUGCAGAACUUUACCCCGCCGACAACACCAACAUCAACAACACCGCCAACAACAGCAAGAAGAACGCCCUGCAGCUCCAGCACAGCGCCCAGCCGCCCCCGCCGCCCCAGCUCCACGCCAUCAACAACAACCACCUGGAGAGCUGCAGCUGGCAGAGCUCGCACCCCACGCUGCGGGAGAGGAACGCGCUGAUGUUCAACAACGAACUCAUGGCUGACGUCCACUUCGUCGUGGGCCCGCCGGGGGCGUCCAGGAAAGUUCCUGCCCAUAAGUACGUUUUGGCCGUGGGUAGCUCAGUCUUCUACGCGAUGUUUUAUGGCGAUCUCGCAGAGGUCAAAUCCGAAAUCCAUAUACCAGAUGUGGAACCUGCAGCCUUUCUAAUCCUAUUAAAAUACAUGUACAGUGAUGAAAUAGACCUGGAAGCCGACACUGUUCUGGCUACGCUGUAUGCUGCCAAGAAGUACAUCGUGCCGGCCUUAGCAAAGGCUUGCGUCAAUUUUCUGGAGACCAGUUUAGAAGCAAAGAACGCUUGUGUCCUGCUGUCUCAGAGCAGGCUCUUCGAGGAGCCAGAGCUGACGCAGCGCUGCUGGGAAGUGAUUGAUGCUCAAGCAGAGAUGGCACUGAAGUCAGAGGGCUUCUGUGAGAUAGAUCAACAAACGCUAGAGAUCAUUGUAACCCGGGAGGCGCUCAACACCAAGGAAGUGGUAGUUUUUGAGGCUGUUCUCAACUGGGCAGAGGCUGAAUGCAAAAGGCAAGGGCUGCCGGUUACGCCGCGCAACAAGAGGAAUGUAUUAGGGAAAGCUUUGUACUUGGUGCGGAUUCCAACCAUGACUUUGGAAGAGUUUGCCAAUGGAGCUGCCCAGUCUGACAUCCUCACCCUCGAGGAAACUCACAACAUAUUCCUCUGGUACACGGCUGCCAAUAAACCCAAACUAGAGUUUCCGCUGACGAAAAGAAAAGGACUUGUACCUCAGCGAUGCCACCGGUUCCAGUCAUCUGCGUAUCGCAGCAAUCAGUGGAGGUACCGAGGGCGGUGUGACAGUAUUCAGUUUGCCGUAGACAAACGGAUAUUUAUAGCAGGACUGGGAUUGUAUGGGUCGAGCUGCGGCAAAGCUGAAUACAGCGUCAAAAUCGAACUGAAACGCUUAGGAGUUGUCCUUGCUCAAAAUCUGACAAAGUUUACAUCUGACGGCUCCAGUAACACUUUCUCUGUGUGGUUUGAACACCCUGUACAGGUUGAGCAGGACACAUUUUACAAUGUAAGUGCUAUCCUCGAUGGUAACGAACUCAGUUACUUCGGGCAAGAGGGAAUGACUGAAGUGCAGUGCGGGAAAGUGACAUUCCAGUUCCAGUGCUCCUCGGACAGUACUAAUGGAACUGGAGUACAAGGAGGACAAAUACCUGAGCUCAUUUUCUAUGCAUGAUGCAUUUCACCUUGAUUGUAUUCCAGUACUGCAAUGAUGCGCACUAAGGGAUUUUCCAUUUUACUAUGAACUCUGCAGCAGUAUGGAAUGUUACGCUACUUACCUAUCUGCUACAUCAGGCUAUACAAAUAAGUGAAGGAAUGCUCUUGAAUUUAAUCUUAUUUUAUUUAUUCAUAAGCUAUUUGACUUAAUAAUUAAGACUGCAACAAGCAGAAAAAUGUUAAAUUUCGCACGUACUGUGCAUUUAUUUUGUAUAUAGAUAACUAACUUGCAGACUGCAGCUGACUUAAACAGAAUGUUCUAAAGUAGAGCAGUUUACAGAUCUGUGAAAUAUAAAACCUUUUUACUUGCCCUAAAUCCUGUGUACUUGAUCCUUGCUGAUCUUACUGUUUGUGUCUGUUAAUUCAUCUACAGUGCAGCUAAUGGAGGUGACAAUACUGUCAUCUGUCCCCUGUCUGCAUCUACACAGGGCAUUAGCUAUCACCACGAAUACAAAGGUUCCCUUGCCUGAUAACUAAGACUAUCCAGCAGCAGCCUUUAUUUUUCCUUCACGGAAAAAAAGAGCUGACAUAUAUGUGGAAGUGCAGUGUUUUUUUGCGUGUUGCCUAAGCUGAAGAUGGGCAAACCAUGAGCAUAUUCAAAGUGGAUCAAAGUCAUCCUGUGGCUAUAUUUGAAAGCUUCUAAUGCCCGUUCACGCGCGUUGUCUGCAUUAACCAGUAAACAGCACCACUGGCCCUUGUACCUGUCAAACUACACCCCACCUGAAUGGCCAGAGUCAAGACAUACAGGCUUAAUGCAGGGACAGGCUUCAUCACAGAUUGAGCUCAGAGCUGUAAUACUGGUGGCCACUAUCUAAAUGUACACCUCAUCUCGCAUUUAAAGAAAUACUUGCAGUAUUGGUCUUUCAGUUCACUCAAAAUCACUGAUUAGAAAUAAACCACCUUAAACAAAAGUCUCUGGGUCUUCCCCCUCCCCGCUAGUCUUUCAAAGACUUUAAGUUCCUUCUAUCCACCACCAGCAGUCAUUUUAUAGCUAGUACCCUUAACUUUUCUCAGGGAUGGAAAUUGGUGUUUCUUCAGGUCUGACAAUCAUUACAGAUGAGCCAAUUAGAAGUAUUUAGCAUUCUUUGUAAAUCUCUCUUCUCAGAACCUUGGAAAGACUACCCAAACAGCAGUCUCAACCAGUAUUUUCUAUCAUGUGUAACAAGUACCUUUACAUUUAACUUAAUGGGCUUUCUGUUCACCUUUCCUUAAGCUGCAUUAAUUUUCGCCUUGAAAUUAAGCUACAAUAUAAAUUCUUCCUGUUGUCUCUUAAGAAAAAAGUAGUGAAAAAUAAGAAGGGCAGCUGAGUUACUGGAAACUUUUUACCAGGCAUCAGGCUAUGCUAACAAAGCCAGCUCACCACAACGGCUGACAGCUGUGUGCUGCCAAAUACUAUCUGGAUGCUGUUACGAUGAUGUUCUAUAUAGGAACUGCUGGUUCUCUUGCUGCAAAGCCAGGGAGUUAUGUACCCAGCUAAGGACAUAUGAAGGGGUGUGCGUGUGUGGUGUUCCCGAAGACAAAGGCAUCUGAUUCUUUUGGUACAGAUGAAGGAGAGUGGGAGUGAGAGUGGGUAAAGAUAAAGGAAGAAAAUUCCUGCGUAGAGGUGGGUAACCGUCACGCAACCUUUCUAUAAAUGCACUCUUUUAAACUGGAAUUGGCACCAACUCCCUUGGCUUAAAAGAUACAAAGCCUAGACAACAGCUUUUUUUUUACCUUCUUAGCCCACCUUCCUCUCACUGUAUUACAAUUUCAUUGAUGACUUACGAAUUAAAAAGUUAAUUAGUGCGCAUGGAAAAAGUUGCUCCUCAUUUUCCAUCAAGCCACUUGUAUUUCAAGCACUGAACAGCUCAGCUACAGGUGAUAGGCAGAUAGUAAAUUUGGCAAACGCUUAUCGAGUGUUGCAUCUCUGUGGAACUAAAGAGUGGCAGGCCUGUGCAAGCUUGUGGACGCACACAAAUUUGUUAUACAUCAGCCUGAACUGCUCUCAGAAAAAGCAACAAAAUUAUCUGUAAAAGAGAACAGCAUCAAGAUCCCCAUGAACAAAAGGAGAACAUGCUGUCAUGGUCAGCGCUGCUCUUCAGCCUGGACUGAUUCCAGCUUCAUUUUUAAGUUACCACUUCGGUAUCUAGCACAUGAUAUACAUCUAUACACACACACA
Molecule: messenger RNA, 4180 nt
Organism: Cuculus canorus (common cuckoo)
Lineage: Eukaryota; Metazoa; Chordata; Aves; Cuculiformes; Cuculidae
Gene: BTBD6
Product: BTB domain containing 6
Exons: 4
Coding region: 401-1981 (526 amino acids)
Biological process (GO): neurogenesis
Cellular component (GO): cytosol
Molecular function (GO): protein binding
Source: RefSeq, a predicted model, not a curated record